AUGUUCUCACGACGACGCUUCGAACGCUUCUGCGCGUUGGUUCUGAGCCUUGCUGCCACUGGCACACUUGUUGAAGCCGGGCCCUGUGAUAUCUACGCUUCAGGCAACACGCCCUGCAUCGCCGCACACAGCACCACUCGUGCCCUGUACGACGCCUACACUGGCGCACUCUACCAGGUUAAGCGGGACUCCGAUGGUACCACGAUCGAUAUCUCGCCGCUGUCCGCGGGCGGGGUGGCCAAUGCCGCUGCCCAGGACAAGUUCUGUUCAAGCACAACUUGCAUCAUCACGAUCAUUUAUGACCAGUCUGGCAGCGGUAAUCAUCUCAAACAGGCUCCACCCGGCGGUUUCCGCGGCCCUGAAGCCAAUGGCCACGAUAAUCUGGCCAGUGCGAUUGGUGCACCGGUCACGCUGAACGGUCAGAAGGCCUACGGUGUCUUUAUUUCUCCUGGAACUGGCUACAGCAACAACGCCGCCAGCGGCACGGCUACAGGGGAUGAUGCGGAGGGCAUGUACGCCGUGCUUGAUGGAACCCACUACAACGGUGCAUGCUGCUUCGACUACGGCAAUGCCGAGGUUAGCAGUACCGAUACGGGCAACGGCCACAUGGAGGCCAUCUACUAUGGGGACAGCACCGCCUGGGGCUCCGGCGCAGGGGGUGGCCCGUGGCUCAUGGCGGACCUGGAGAACGGCCUGUUCUCCGGCUCCAGCCCAACCUACAACGCCGGCGACCCGUCGUUGUCCGACCGUUUUUUCACUGCGAUCGUCAAGGGAGGGCCAAACCGGUGGGCCCUCCGUGGCGGCAAUGCUGCCGCCGGUUCCCUAUCAACAUACUACAGUGGCGCGCGUCCCAACGCGUCUGGAUAUAACCCUAUGAGCAAAGAAGGUGCCAUCGUCCUUGGUAUCGGCGGCGACAACAGUCACGGCGCCCAGGGCACGUUCUACGAGGGCGUCAUGACCUCCGGCUAUCCAACGGAUGCCACCGAGAAUGCGGUGCAGGCUAAUAUUGUAGCAGCCCGGUAUGCGACCACGCCGCUGACUAGCGGCAAGGCGCUCACCGUCGGUUCGUCAAUCUCGCUGCGGGCUACCACAUCCGGCUACACGACGCGCUACAUCGCACACACCGGCACAACCAUUAACACCCAGGUUGUUUCAUCAUCCAGCGCCACCGCCCUCCAGCAGCAGGCGAGCUGGAAGGUUCGCGUCGGUCUUGCCAAUAGCGCUUGCUUCUCAUUCGAGUCCGUCGAUACCCCGGGAAGCUUCAUUCGGCACUCUGACUUCGCACUCGUGCUUGCCGCCGACGACGGCACGAAGAUACUACAUGAAGAUGCCACGUUCUGCCCGCAGACCAGCUUCAAUGCUCAGGGCAGCUCGAUUCGAUCCUGGAGCUAUCCCACCCGCUACUUCCGUCACUUCGAGAACACUCUCUACAUUGCGAGCAACGGCGGUGUCCACACAUUUGACUCCGCUACGUCUUUCAACGAUGAUGCGAGCUGGGUGAUCAGCGCCGGCUUUGUUUGA
This is a messenger RNA of Penicillium digitatum Pd1, 1521 nucleotides long. Its product is annotated as alpha-L-arabinofuranosidase B. Gene Ontology annotation, molecular function: alpha-L-arabinofuranosidase activity. The record is from RefSeq and is a predicted model, not a curated record. Gene Ontology annotation, biological process: arabinan metabolic process; L-arabinose metabolic process; pectin catabolic process. Lineage: Eukaryota; Fungi; Ascomycota; Eurotiomycetes; Eurotiales; Aspergillaceae.